AAAAAUUUGCACAUUGAAGUAGGGAAUUUUACAUUUGAUCCUAGCAACUGAGCAUAGAGUAGGUAAACAAUUUCAAACGAAGAGAGGGAAAAAUUCAUUUGACAUAACUUGUAAGUAAACAUUCAGUUUUUGCUUUGGAAUCAUGCUAUUUCUAUUUAUCCAAUAAAUCUGAGGCAAAAGUGGAUCAAUAUGAAUGAAGAAAUAAAAAUAACCUUUAUAAUUCCUAAGAAUUAUAGACAUGAAAAUGAGUGCUCCGCUGAAAUGCAGCUGGCGUAUACGGCCUGUGAACAGCAUCGGGGAAGUGGACUACAGGCACAGUGGAUUAACGAAAGUAGCUGGACGCGCUUCACGAGCUUAACGAAGAAAGAUGUGUUUGUUUUACAAGAAUUUGAAGGGGAUUUGUAUGAAAGAUUAAGAACUACCAAGUGUUUAAUUGUGGGGCCUCGUUGUUUAUCAUGCUGCUUGACCGAAGGUGUACCCAUACCUUCAGGACCUGAUCCAGUGUACACAGUCGCAAUGAGAGGUUUAGUUGUCACUGCCAGUGGAUUAACAAGGCCUAAAAAGGACAAUAUUAGGAAAAAAGUACAAUGGAUGGGAGGAUUGUACAACACAGUUUUGACAGAUGACACCACACACCUAGUGUCCGACACUGUAUUGUCUGAUAAAUAUAUAAAAUCAGUUGAAAAGGGUAUACCUGUAAUGUCAGAAAGUUGGGUGGAAGCAGUAUGGGAAGCGUCAUUGCAAUUGAAUGUGAGCGGUUCCUCAGCGGACUUCAAUAGCCACAAGUUGCCAGUGUUUGCUAACUUACAAGUGACUACAUCAGGGAUAGCCAAAAGGGAUAAACAGUUGAUAAUGAGACUUGUCAACGAAAAUGGUGGAACAUUCUCAGGGGCUUUUCAGAGUGAGACUACGGAUAUUGUUAUUUUAACAAAGGAAGGAGCCGGCAGUGAGAAAUAUAAAGCGGCCCUAGAGUACGGUAAAGCUUGCGUUUUGCCAUCAUGGGUGAAAGAUUCUGCUGCGAAAGGAUUUGCGCUGCCAUUAGCGCAGUAUAGAGUGGCCGGUGCCUCCACUUCUUCACCAUUAGCUGAACAUCGUUUACCAGAUAUGAGUUUGAAUUUCUCUCGUAUUACAAAUCUGAGACCGCCAAGCAAUUUUGUUGAUGAAAGCAGAGCUACCGAUAUGUCCACGAUGUCGGGAAAAAUGAAGUUAUCACAAGAAAUAUCGUCAAGGAAAAGCGACACAAGUGUUGAUAAAGAGAUAUUGGCUGCAUUCGAAAGCUUCGAUAUGAGCGAUAUCAAAAAGGCGGGACCUAUAUUUGAUGGAUUUUGUAUCUGGGUGGCGGGCCUAGAAGGCUUGUGCCGCGAGCGCGCCGCAGCGCUUAUCUCCCGCGGCGGGGGCGUGCGGUACGAUUGUCCCCACGAGCGCGUCACUCACGCGGUGUGCGGUAAUGUGGCCGCCGCUGUGGCCGCGGUGAGAGCGUUGCCGAGUGUACUGGUGUUAAACGCGACGUGGCUAGUGAAGAGCGUGCAGGCGGGAAAGGCGUUGGACGAAGCACAAUUCCUUAUAGACGUGAAACCGGCGACGCCUGUAAAGACUAGCGCGCGUAAACCACGAAUCGAACCCGCAUCACCGAUGAGUAAACGUAAUCUACAACUACUGCGGCGAGGGCCUUUAGAUCUACCACCGCCCACUUUGGAAGUUGAAGAGCCUGCGCAGGAUGAAAUCGUCAAUCAUUAUUUAAGCCAACCUAUGCCAGAGCCAGAGCCGGAGCCGGAAAAGGAAAAGGAGAAAGCCAUCAUACAACCAGUAUCGAACAUUACUAACCAACAACCAGAUGUAACGGAGUUUACAGAAGAGCCCACGGAAGAGAUAGAACAAAUAUUCCGAGGUAUUAAGAUAGAAGUCCAAGGGUUGGAUGAAGAAGCGAUAUGCGAGCUAGGGGCGGAAGUAGCCGCCGCGGGGGGAGUUCUUUCCGCCGCCGGUGCGGGGGGAACGCAUACACUCGUGCCCUUAGACUUCGACCCGGGGGAAUUGAUUACCGCCAGUGCUGAACCUGUCACUGUCUUCUGGGUGAAAGACUGCCUGUCGCAGCAAGAGUUGUUGCCUAUAGAAUACUACCAUAGGCCAGUGAAAGUACCACAAUGGGAAGGAAAUGGGCCCCUACAAGGGGUGGUGGCCAGUCUCAGCACUUACAGUGGCAUAGAGAGGGCGUUCUUAGACGAACUGGCUAAACUACUAGGCGCUACGACCCAACUCCGUUUUUGUCGCCGGAACACAGCGAACGCUCUAGCAUCGACUCACCUGAUUUGCCCCACGCCCACGGGGGACAAAUACUUGGGCGCGGUGAAGUGGGGACUGCCUGCCGUUAAAGCCUCCUGGCUGAUGGAAUGUGUGAGACAGGGAGCGAGAGUGAGCGAGAAGGAACAUCUAGUGGGCGAUACUAAAGCUCCUCCUAUACCAGAAAAAAUAACAGAAGAACCGCCAGAUCCAAACCUAGCCAAAGACAAAGAGAAUAAUGAAAUGCUACCACCCCAAGUCACAGAUGUACCUAGAAGACAGUCUGUACCCAGUAGAGACGGCACGCCCAAAAAUAAGAAUUUGGACCCCGAGGAUAUGUCACCGGCAUCUCGUUACAUCGCGAUGGCGCGUCAAGGUCUUUUGGGCUGUGACUCGCAGGAAACUCCUAAAAGAUUGCAGCACUUGAAAGACGACGCCAGGCAAGAAGGUGAAGCCGUCAGAACGCCUCCACUAGAAGAUGCGCUAUCAACACCCAACCUAAUCGGCCUCAGUCCCACGACUAGGAGACGACUGCAAGCGAUACGCAGGGGAGAGAUGCCUUCCGAUCCCGUCAAGACGCCAACAGAUCCAUUCGAAAGGAACCCGGAAACGCCGGACAGUGGUUUUGGCGCGGCGCUCCGGCCUGGUACCGGCCGUUUGUCGCCGGACGCCCGCAAACGGCUCUGGAAGGUCGUCAACGAUCUACCCACUAAGGAGCAGACGCCGAAAGAGAAACACACGCCGCUAUCAGAGAUCCGCAACAGAUUCUUGGCGCAGUUCAAUGGCGACUCGCCUUUACCAACAUCGGAUCACAACCUCGCGCCGAGGAAAUUGCAGCUACAGGAAGAAGCUGAGACGCCACCUGCGAAAAUGCCAAAACUUUCAGCAGAUCAGAGCGCGGGCGGUAUAAGCAACACCGAUAUCGAGGAGAAGAGCAGCUCAAGCGCUUCAAGCACUCUCCCUCCAGCGGUAGACGCGCAGCUGCAGCGGCUGAGUGCAGCGCUCAGCAGCCGCUGCACGCCGCAGAGAAGCAGGCGGCCCAGAGACGUGACCCCUGUCCCCGUAUCAGGCCCUGAAACGGAACCCGGGCCCGAGUCUCAGCCGAAUACUGUGGGCUGGGACGACACUACGCCCGCUAAUGAUGUGCCUCUCCCUAAUACUGAGCCGAAGGUUAAACGAUUCAUGCUGUCCUCUAAUGUCGACAAUCGGGAAGAGAUCAUGGAAAUGAUCCAACACUUGGGCGGCGAAGUCUGCGAGGGUGCAGAACUGGAUCCUGAAGUUACCCAUUUAUUAUGUGCGGCGCCCGGGCGAAGUGAGAAGAUGCUGGGCUCCAUAGCUGCGGGGAAGUGGGUUCUGCACCCAGCUUAUGUAGUCAGGAGUAGGACGAAUGGAAGCUUUUUACAGGAAGAAGAAUUCGAAUGGGGCAAUCCCAAAGCGACCUGCCUACCUCCACUAUCCGGGUCGGAACGCACUUUGGCCCGGGCCGCUUACCGCUGGCGGGCCGCGCGGGAUAACCGGGAACCCGGGCCCUUCGCGGGAAUGAUAGCGUUACUGCACGUGCCCGAACCAAGACGACGUCUGUUAGGGAGAUUACUGGCCGCGGGGGAAGGAAUCGCCCCGCCUCUACAGCCACCAUACAACGAUGAUAACGUCACAGUCUGCUUCGCCGACGUGAAGAGGUACCCGCUAUCCGAUAGAGAUGCUGCGUGGCUCAUCUCCAAGAAGAUACCGGUCUGCGCCCCAGUCUUACUUAGCUCAUAUCUCACCGAAGAAUCACCCCCGAACCCAGUCGACCAUUGUCUACCAGAUUUCAGACCUAAAUAAUGUAUUAAAAAAGCCAAAUGAGGUUAUAAAGAAUCACAAAAUCUGUGAAAAACGAAUUUGAACUUUAUUGUUGAAGAGAUAUGUAGCUGAUGUCCUAAAAGAUAGUUAUUUCUAAUUUUUUUCACGUACACCAAUCAUUAAAUGAAACCACUUAACGAGUUACAUUUAUAAAUAAAUAAUAAAUAUUUCCAACACUCACACCAAUUAGCCUAGCCCCAAAGUAAGCACUGUAAGGCUUGUGUUAUGGGAUGCUAGGGUAACGGAUAGAAUACAUAUAUAAGUAUAUUUAUAUAGAAAUAUAUAUUAAACA
Messenger RNA from Chilo suppressalis (striped riceborer), 4411 nucleotides. Lineage: Eukaryota; Metazoa; Arthropoda; Insecta; Lepidoptera; Crambidae. The record is from the annotation of a GenBank genome assembly.